Colletotrichum truncatum is the source of this 2079-nucleotide messenger RNA. RefSeq names its product fungal specific transcription factor domain-containing protein. Lineage: Eukaryota; Fungi; Ascomycota; Sordariomycetes; Glomerellales; Glomerellaceae. The record is from RefSeq and is a predicted model, not a curated record. Gene Ontology annotation, biological process: DNA-templated transcription; positive regulation of transcription by RNA polymerase II. Gene Ontology annotation, molecular function: sequence-specific DNA binding; zinc ion binding. Gene Ontology annotation, cellular component: nucleus.
AUGUUGAGUCAAGCAUUUCCACCCCCUCCAGUGAAACCAAAAGUUAUAGCAUGUCGCAAAUGCCACUCACGAAAAGUGAAGUGUCCGGGCGGGCAACCUUGCAAAUCAUGUGUCCAAUUGGAUUGCCAAGCUGAGUGUACAUAUCCGAAACGGGACAGACAGAUGAAAGUCAGCGAAAGUUAUAUCAAUUCAUUAUUGCAGCAGAACAAGCUUCUUCGAGCUCAAGUUCAAGCCAAUCAAAGCAAGGAAAACCUCAUGAAGGCAUCUCGCAGUCCAUCGACCACUGCAGACACGACCCAUGAAGACACGACCCAUGAAGACACGACCCAUGAAGAUACGACCCAUGAAGACGCGACUACAUUAAACGCUGAGCCAAGUCAGAACCCGCUCUUUGGUGAAACUCCAUGGUUCUUGCCACUAUCUCCUUUCCGGGUUCCUCUUCGUGUAAACGAGGCCGCUAACACAGCGUUCGCCACCCGAUUCUGUCAAGCCAUUUUGCCGUCGGCUACAAAACACCUUCCUCGUCUGCAAUAUCCCAGCGAAAAGCAAAUAAUGACUCUGGCUGAAACUAACAUAUCACGUCCGAGUCCAACACAGGCACGUUUUCUCAUUCAGACGGCAUUGGCAAAUCUUAACAAGUGUCUCCAUGUGGUGAGGAAAAGCUCUGUGUGGGCUCUAUUAGAGACAUUUAUGGGAGCCCCAAGUGAGUUGUGUAUGCAUCUAGAGGGCAAAAUCUACGCCUUGUUCGCUCUUGGAGAACUUUAUUCUUGUCGCUACAGAGCUCCAGGGGAAAACUUUCCAGGCCUUGCUUAUUUUAGCAUUGCCUUCAAAACUUAUAGUUGCCUCCUUGAACGACCCUGCGUUGACAGCAUUGAAGUCUUGAUAUUACUAUGCCUCUAUUCUUUGUGCAUCAAUAGGUGGCAUUCGGCAUACUUUUUGGCCAGCUCUGCCGUUCGGCACUGCGCCGUCAUGGGCCUACAAUUCGAUAUACCAAAACCGCUGCUUAGGGACAAUGCGGCUCGCGAACACAUACGCCGUAUUUGGUGGACUUCGUACAUUCUUGAACAUACUUGCGCACUUGGCGGCGGGCAACUGGUUUCUGCCCUAGAUGGCGGAAUCUUGGUCGAUUUCCCCUCUUUCAGUGGGCUUUCUGACGCUGAGAAGUCUGAUUUUGAGAAUCCGAACUCUAUGACUGCUAUGAUACAGUUGGUGAGAUUAUCCCAAACGAUUACCAAAUCUCUUUACGGAAGGGAAGAAUACAGUACGUCGUUUUUACAGAGGGUUCAGAGCCGCUUGCGAGACCUUCAAAAUUGGUUCCGGACCUUGCCAGAGGAUUUGAAAAUGACCCAUAACGGCGCGAACACACGACUUGAACAUGUCAAAUCACUGCACCUAUUUUUCAACCGGUGCGUAAUUCUUACCACGAGACCACUUCUUUUACACAUGAUACGAAUGAAACAAACCUCCAAAGGCGAAACCAUGAUGAACUCAACAUCUGACGCAACGGAUAACAUUCAUACUCUAUCUAAUGCGUGCAUUCGAGCUGCUCGGCAUUCGCAUACAAUUUUGACCGAAUCGUGGAUUGAUGGGUCUUUUAAACCCUUCGAAUACUCUCACACCGAGUACCUCUUUUCCGUGGCCGUCAUUCUCGCUAUUUCGGGUCUUCUGAGCGGUCCUGGUAGCUCAAAGGACCAAGAGGACUUUGAUCUAGCAUGCCAGCUGAUGCAAGACCUUAGAAAGUCGGGGAGCACAGCUGCUACCGAGUUUUGCCAGCACAUCGAGGCUAUGAGGAGAGAUAUUGAAAAUUCCGCUUUCGGAAAGACAUCGGUAGAGAGUACCUUGGGAGGCCUUCCUGUAAACCCCAACCCUGUCACAACUCAGACCGAAACGGUGCAAUGUGCGCCAUUCGAAUUCACAGCCCCCAUGACGGCGGAUAUAUUUCUGAGUGAGCCUUCCCUUGAAGGAUUCUUGUCACAGGACGACCCUAGCUCGGAGCAGUUGGACUACUUGGACAUUUCAAACUUGGAAGGGCUCUACUGGCCUGUCAUGGACUUUUCGGGGGAAGUUCUAAAUGGAUGA